AUGCAGGAUGAAAUUGAAGCUUUUGAAGUUGUCUUGAAACAAUCGAAUGAUGAUCUUGUUACCUACAAAGAGUACUCAAAAGAACGUGAAGUAGAAAAGAUUGAAAUCGUUGAUGCUCCGUUUCAUAGUACACUUUGUCAAAAUUGUAAUUAUGUAUGUCAUUCAAGAUGUAAAUUAGACGAAACAACUACCGUUGGAUCUCAGAUCUUUCAACGUUGUUGGGCAAUAUCUAAUGGGAAUUGUCGACAGUGCACGCAUAAAUGCUCCUAUACCUCUCAUUAUCAUGCGAAGAAAACAGUGAAAACAAGUAAACAAAAAUUACAAGAUGUUAUUGCAGAAAUCAAAGCUAAGUAUGAUCAAGCCGCACAAAAUAAAUCGGAUUAUCAAAAGAAAAUUACAUCAACAGCUGAUGCCAAGAAGAUGUUAGAAAAUGCAUUAUUACAAAAGAAUGAAGAAAUCAAACAACUAUGCAUUCAAUUACGUCAACUAUGUUCAGGCUUCAAUAUUGCUCAUGAGUUACACGCGUUCAUUGAUCAACUCGAAGUAGAGGCGGCAAUACUAAAAAACAUAGAAGCAAAACAACAAGCGAAUGCAUUUAUUCGCAGUUUGAAAGAGUUCUGUGAUAUGAUCGAAAAAGACCAAGAUGUUAGUCAAAAUCAAUCGACCAAAAUGAAUAUUAUGGAUACCGAACGUCCCGUUCAAAGUCAAGCUCGUUUACCUAAAACUUUGUCCGCAAAUACUAUGACAUCGACACAGCAACUAUAUGGCAGUGCAAAUCCUCACUUCGAAUCUCCUGCAGACUCCAACUCAUAUGCAAACAAUGAUGUGCUUCAAGCGCUUCGUGCCAUAAGAGAAAAAAAGAAAAAAGUACCACGCAAGAAACUAGCAUCUAACAAUGAAAGUGAAACCGAUGAAAAAGAAGAAGAUGAAAAGAACAAUGGUGUGACGAGUGAAGAUAGUAACCAAGAAGAAAGCGAUGAAAAGAGUAAAAAACAUCAGAAAAAAACCAAGAAACAAUCUGCAUCAAACCUUGCAACAACUGUUACGAAUGAUCCUGACCAGUUCAAAACGAUGACUAUUGACGAACUUCUUACUCACUAUCGGGCAUGCACUGAGCUACGAAUGACCAACUUCAUCGUCCACGAAAUGAUGCAACGAGCGAGUGGAAAGUCAGUUGGUCCUUUGAACUCUCCUGAACGUAUUGUGGAAUUCACGGCAAGCUCUCACAAAUAUUGUGCUCUCAGAGCACAUGAAUUACGUCAAGAGUAUGAUAGAUUAAAAUCACGUAUCGCAGUGAUAACUGAGCCAGAUAUACUAAAAAUUGAUCAGGUUCCGCAAACAGUCCUGUUCGAUAUCGCUGCAGUCCACAUUCUUCUUCAACGUGCCACUUCGGAAGGCCACCCGCCACCACCAGCAACACAUAAUAGUUAUAAUUAUAACUCACAGCCUUCACCAUCUAUCAAUAUUCCUUAUCAUCAUACCGAAUUUCCAAACCAUGUUCAAAACCAUGAUUUUAGCAUGCCAAAGCCACCACAGUCAAGAGCUGUAUACAAUUCACAGUUCCAACAAUCAACGCAUUCUUUUGCAUCAUCACAACGGCCACAAUAUCAUCCAUACAAAGGUUUUUUGUUGUCAUCAUGCAAAAAAUGGUCUGAAACAUGUCGAACAAGUACUGAUUGUUGUCCAAUGAAGGGUCAUCGUAUAGUAUGUGCUUCACAUCGAAAAAUAUGUGGCAAAAAAACAUGUUGUAUUACUGAAGUCGAAGUACAACAAGAUAAACAAGCAUCUAUUAUUCGAAAUCGUCGUCCUAAAUCAAAAUGA
Rotaria sp. Silwood1 is the source of this 1821-nucleotide messenger RNA. NCBI's taxonomy places the organism in Eukaryota, Metazoa, Rotifera, Eurotatoria, Philodinida, Philodinidae. The record is from the annotation of a GenBank genome assembly.